Molecule: messenger RNA, 1046 nt
Organism: Chara braunii
Lineage: Eukaryota; Viridiplantae; Streptophyta; Charophyceae; Charales; Characeae
Source: the annotation of a GenBank genome assembly
GCGCAUGUGAAAGCAUCAACUCACGAAACAGAAAUGUCAAAUGUUAGGUCCUAUAUGAUGAAGGUAUUGGACAACCUUAAAAAAGGGGUGUCGUCAUGGAAAGGAGGCAGAAGAACUUUAGUUGACGAGGUCAAGAUAGAAGGGAAGGAGAUUGAUUCUCCUAUAAGAAAUGAGUCACAUAAAAGUGAAGGAGAAUGCAGAAGAGGAAAUUGAGGAAACUAUAAGAGGAAUGAUGGCAAAUGGGGAACUUCGAAGUGGACAACCACUGGUAACAUCUACCAUGACUUUCACCAUAGGUCUUCUUCAACACGAAGACGAAGAGGUACCACCUGUGCCGACAGUUUUACGCCCGAGUCAUCUGCCGCCGGUUAGGCCUGCCGAGAGGUCCCCGUGUGAGUAUGCCCUAAGACUGGAGCCGUGGACUCCUCAACCUGCAAUCGACGACGACCACUGGGCUGUCGCAAUCACGCAGCUCAGCAAUCAGCGGAGUAUAGCACCGCAUGUACGUACUCCGUCGUUGGGGUUGCCAAGAAAAUUCAGCAGCCAGGUUCGAACUUGGGUCUGUGUAUCUGAUAACGUAAAAUAGGUGGGGGCCUGCUCGGCGCACAGAGUUGCAGAGUAGCUAGCUUCUUCCCCUAUUGAACCGAAAGGAGAAAUCGGUGGUGGUCCCACAAGCAGCAGGCGCCAUGCAUUCUUUUCUUUUCCGCGCGAAUGCGCUGCUGACCUUUGCAACGACAAUCCUUGCGGUGCUCUGUGCGCUGGCAUCGGUGGCCGAAAAGUUUCACACAGCUCAUCCACAAGUAGAUAUAAAGUUGUCCAAGGUAGGGGGAUUCAGGAGGACUGAGGUCGGCAACGAUGAGGUGCGUUAUACCUGUGGACAUCUUUUUUUUUUGUUUUGUUUUUUUUUGUUAAAUACUAUUGGCUGGUGAUGCCCUGCUUCUGUUGGCUAGUCAUCGAAAAGGCCCCCAAAUUGGGACCAUUCCUCGUUUUUUUGUGUUUGGAACUUUUUCUAGUGAGAUCAGAUGUAAUAAAUACAACAUUGGCUC